Pocillopora verrucosa is the source of this 2021-nucleotide messenger RNA. Its product is annotated as tumor necrosis factor receptor superfamily member 16. Gene Ontology annotation, cellular component: cell surface; plasma membrane. The record is from RefSeq and is a predicted model, not a curated record. Gene Ontology annotation, biological process: Rho protein signal transduction. Lineage: Eukaryota; Metazoa; Cnidaria; Anthozoa; Scleractinia; Pocilloporidae. Gene Ontology annotation, molecular function: death receptor activity; coreceptor activity; nerve growth factor binding.
ACUCCCCUCUGCCAUUAAGACUGUUCAUUAGGGCUAAACAAAAGCGUUCUAAGUAUAACGGCUCUAUAUCGAUGGAAAUUGAUGCUAUCGAGACUGACAACUCCAUAAUUUUCAGCAUGGAGAGUACAAAAUUGAAGCAGUACAGAUCGGUUAACAAAGGACGCAAACUCACUUAUGAUGACAAGCACAGUAUGAAAGGCGCUAUUAAGCUGAUCCUGUUACUAAUAUUGUGGUCACGAUCUGUGUCUGGAAGGCCAGCAAGAUGUUCCCUUGCGCAAAAUUUCUUACGAUACUUUCCCGAUGCUCCAGAAGCUCAAAUGGAGUGCAAAGCAUGUCCUAAGUGCCCAGCAGGAAUGGGACUCACACCAUUAUGCGGUUCAAAGAUUUCAAACUACACCAUCAUCAAAUGUGAACCUUGCAGAGAGAAUGUGACUUUCUCUGAGACACACAGCAUUGAAAGCUGCAGACCCUGUCAUGACUGUGGAUUAAGGAACAUUAUCCAGCAGUGUACCCUUUAUCAAAACCGUCGAUGUGGAAACAAGUGCCCUGAAAGACAUUUUCUGGGCGACAAUGGUUUUUGCCAUGAAUGCUAUUUUUGCUGCUCCAACAUCCCCGAGUCUUCCAGGCUAAAAAACUGUAAAGACAUUGGAAUGAGCAGGGACUGGCAGUGCCUCAAAUCCCAAACGAAUGGGCUUUGCAAGGAAAUAAGGGAGAAAAAUGCAGAAAAUGCUACUUCAACUACUCAUGACGUAACCACACCUACUUCUAGUGCUGAUCUCGCUGUCUUUGAUUUUAACUUGAACUUGACUGGUAUGGUUUCAAGUGAAGAAGACACCAGGAAACCUGUAUUCAAAUCCGAAAAAAACAAUUCACUUCCAGCAACAACAAAGACAGGUACAGACAAGAGAUCAACAAAAGAAGAAGGAGAAACAGUGACAUCUACAUUUAUAGCCUUGAUAGCUAUUGGGACUGCCAUUAUAUUUUUUUUGGGUGCAAUCAUUUACUACUACUUUAAACGUUUGCAUCCAAACGUUACAAAUUCCAACGAGUGUAUACCCCUGAGAGGUAUGCAAGGUGCCGAAGAUAGAGAUGUCUUAACAGAAACCGCAGAAGAAGCUAAUGACAAUCAAGAGCCUCUCAUUAGUGAGCUUAGACAAGACCAGCCAAAAACUGAUCUGAUUCCGGCAGAUUGCAAAGUCUCUGAAAUGCCACAGCUGCAUAACCAUGAAAAUCAAAUACUAUUGCACUAUGUGCAAAGGAUGCUGGAUCCACUGGAGAAACAGACAAAGAAAAAUUGGCGCUCUGUUGGGCAAACCUUGAAUGUUUCAGAAGAAGACUUGGACCUAAUAGACACUGAUUACAGAGCAGGAAGAAGUCCUACAGUUAGUCUUAUUGGUAAAUUAAGUACCUUUUUAACAGUACCCUCAAUGAGAAGCUUUGUAGAAGCUCUUGUUACUUGCAAAAGGUAUGAUGUGGCCACCCAUAUUUGCAACUGGCCAUGGGAGUUACGCACUAUACAAUGAGGGAUAUCAUUCAGCAAGCUUGAAAUGAGAAAUAAUUAAGUAACUGGUCAUAACCUUCAGCUGUUAGGUCUUUAGAGAGCCCCCCACCUUAAAAAAACAAAACAAAAAAAACAAAAAGAUUCCGUAUAACUUCUGCAAAAAACAGGGCACACGGAACAAGCAACUAACUACAAGCUGAAGGCCUCUAGUAUCUCAUUAUGUUGAAAGCCAGGGAAAUGAACUGACAAUUUUUCUUUGGCUAGUAUGCUAGAAGCCACUUUAGACAACAUUUUAAAAACACAAAGCAAAGUUGCAGGUAACUUUAAUAACUUAAUAUGUUCCCAGUUUCACAACAAAGAGUCAUACUCUGACUUGCAAACAGCAAUACCAUGUUUUACACAGCAAACAUUGCCCUGCAUGAUAUCAUUUCCCAGUCCUUUAAUAACAUCCUUGACAUUAAUUUUCUCCUGUCAGCAUCUUUUGUAUAACAGUUUUAAAGUUCAUAACAUUAACCUCAAA